Spirodela intermedia is the source of this 1233-nucleotide messenger RNA. NCBI's taxonomy places the organism in Eukaryota, Viridiplantae, Streptophyta, Magnoliopsida, Alismatales, Araceae. The record is from the annotation of a GenBank genome assembly.
AUGAAACCCGUGAGUGCUUCUUCUUCUUCUCCUCCUCCUUUUUCUUCCGAAUCGGAGAUCCAUCUUCUCCCACGGCGCAUCCCCGGAUCUUCCGGUUCUGAUUCUACGGCAACUUCCGCCACCGCCGCCGGGACAGUGGAUAGGAACCUCUCCGUUUCCGGCGACAGCAGCGACAGCGGGAGGGGAACGACGGCCUCCGUGGCGGCCGAGAUGGUCGGAAGAAUCUUAUUCUACCUUGUGGCCUGCGUCUUCACAAUAGGUCUGGUUUUCCUCUUCUAUCUCGUGCUUCGAUGAGAUCGACACCGUUCUAGCCUGCUUCGAUCUGUUCUUCAUCUUUCGGUUGUUCUUCUUGCAGCGGGCUUCUUCGUCGGGGCCGUCACCGGUGCCCUAAUAGGGCUAGCAACCGAGAGCGGAUUGUUCCGCGGGGCCGGGAUUGGAGCCAUUUCCGGAGUCAUCUUCUCCAUUGACACCAUGGAGUCGUCUCUCGUCGUCCGGCGUUCAACUGGAUCUGGAAUCCGGAGCUUUCUGUACGUGGUAUAGGUCACUGCCCCCGGCUCGCCUGUAGAGUAUCCAUAUUAGACUGAGCGGAGAGAGGUAGUUCUCGGUGUAGGAUUUCAGCAUUUGCAGGCUCUCCGAGGGAGACAACUUGUCGAUCUAAGACUCUGAGGAACCCCCAAAUUUCCUCACAGGUCGACAUCAUCGCGAUGCUCCUGAGCGGAAGGCUCGUCAGGGAGAAGGUCGGUCCCGCUGUGCAGAACGCCGUACAGAGCCAGGUAGAUCCCGCUCUCCCCCGCCUUCUGCAUCAGACACUCCUCGAUUCGCCAUGAAUUCCCAACCGACGGCCGAUAUUCCUCCCGCAGAUGAACGCCGCCGACGAGACCUUCCGCGAAUUCCGCGACAUCUUCGAGAUCGGCGCCGGCGACGGUGGCAUGUCCGCGGCCUCCGUCCGCAAGAUCCCUAAGCUACUCAUCACAGCAGAGAACAACACAGACGCAUCAGGAGAGAUCGUCCGCUGCUCGGUGUGCUUGCAGGUGAGCACCACCGCCCUCUCUCGGGACCUCCCCACCGGAUUCUUCCUCCGGCCGUUGACGGUCGGUCCUUCCCAUCCAGGAUCUUCUACCAGGGGAGACUGCGCGCAUCUUGCCGCAGUGCCGCCACACCUUCCACCGCCCCUGCAUCGACCGCUGGUUGAUCUGCCAGGGCUCUUGCCCUGUGUGCCGCCGUGAUUUCUAG